This is a messenger RNA of [Torrubiella] hemipterigena, 1519 nucleotides long. Lineage: Eukaryota; Fungi; Ascomycota; Sordariomycetes; Hypocreales; Clavicipitaceae. The record is from the annotation of a GenBank genome assembly.
CGCGUUCAUCAUCAUCCAGCACCACGUGCACCCGCUAAGACAAGCCGUUGGUCUAAGGCAGCCUGCCCAUACAGACGCGACCCAGGCUCAACAGACUAGCUGAGCGCCACGAAGACUAGCCUUUGAAGAUUGUGGAAAUAGCUAAUUAAACAAGUAAACCCCCAUACCAUUUUUGGUGCUUGUAAUAGCCGUUGUUGGCUACAACAAUGCGGGCUUGCAGCUGGAUAGGGAGCUACAGGUUUAAGAAUUCACCCUGCACUGUACAGGUUUCAACGGACGCUCCACAGGCCUCUGGUAGUGAUUUUGGUCAAUUUCUGCUUCUGCAAGUGCUUUUUAAUAACAAGGUGGCAUUAAACGGAGCCAUAUAGUGAGUCUUACGUUUCACUCACUGUGACAAUUAACGCUGCAAAGCACUUUGAUUCGCUGGUAUAGGUGCGCCAACCGUCGCAGGGAACUACGCCGACAGCUUUCGAAAGACACAAAAUUUGCCAUACUUGAACAAAGAACAACAUACAGAUGGUAGGAUCUUCAACCACGGCUUUUGAGACAGAGGCUGUUUGAAGGGAUCUGGAAGCGUUUUCUGCGCGCGCGCCCUGACUCGAUAUCACGCCAGUUAGUUUACCUGCUGCAUUAAAAAAACGGAUAGAACGGAUGACCGGUAUAUAUCAAGUCGCGUUUCAUCCCCUAUUCUACCGCCAAGGCGGAAAGGAGAUCCCGAUCGCCAAGCGUUCGUCCCUCAGUGCUAGGCUUGAUGGUCAGGGCUGCGGGGUGAGGUGUCGGAGAAUGUGUUUCGGACAAAGUCUUACUGGCCAGUGCACGCUUUCGCUCAAGUCUAGAACAUGUCCUGUUUGCUACUACCUUUACCGUACGGACAAAAACCGAGAAGAUUGACGUUUCAGUACUGGUUUCAAUCAUGCAAGUAUACACGAAGAUCAUAUGAAAUAAACUAUAUAAACAGGUCGUAGUAUCGCUACUCAUUGUCCAUUUCUCAGUCCAUCACAUUCUACUUUUACCACUUUUACCAUUCAAUUUAAUUUCUUUGACGCCGGCGUCAAUUUUUCCAUCCUUUCUUACAUAGCCAUCUUCGCAACUUUUCUAUCCAACACCCAACAUGAGAUUGUCUACUGCUACCUUUAUCCUUACUUGCCUCACUGGUGCUCUGGCAGCCACCCUACCCAAUGUAGCUGAGCGUGGUACUGGUCAGGGUCUGGCCGCGCGAGACGCAGCCCCAGAACUUCUCUUGCGUGACGCAGGCGCUGCCGUUGAAGUGGCCAAUUUUGAAGAGGAAGACGACGAGGACGACGUCCUUGAACGACGUGCACCUAAGAAGGGCAAAAAGGGGAAGAAGGGAAAGAAAGGAAAGAAGGCCAAGAAGGGAAAGAAGGGAAAGAAGGCCAAGAAGGCUAAGGCAGCCGCCGCUGAUGCGGGUGCUGCGAACGGAGGAGCCGCUGCCGCUCCUGCUGCUGCUGCUUAAACAUAUAGGAAUCAUCUAUAAUAUAUGCAACAUUGGCAACCUUGA